UGGCGAUAUUUGCCACGUCAGCAGAGAAAACAAAGCUCCUUUUGCGCGAUGCUAUAUUGUUAAUGAAACGAUCUCUCUCUCUCCCUCCUUUCAACAAUGGAAUUUUUGCAGGUUGCUGGGAUCCGCAAAUCUCGAUCACUGAAACGCCAACAGCAAAAACGACGAUUUCUCUCUCAUUCUCGCCGCUAGAAACUUCUUUCCUUAGUUAUAUGAAGAAAUGAAGAAAUAGAGAUUCUGGCGGUGGUGGUGAUUAUUGCCGUUUGCGGUGGUGGUGAUAGGGAAAUUUAGCUGUGAGGGGGAGAAUAUAAAAUAUAAUAAGAAUGAUGGCUGCUACGAGGGAGCAUCAAACGGUGCCGCUUUCGGUGCUGUUAAAGCGAGAAUUGGCGAACGAGAGGGUAGAGAAGCCGGAGAUUUUAUACGGUCAGGCUAGUCAGAGCAAGAAAGGGGAGGAUUUUACAUUGUUAAAAACUGAAUGCCAGAGAAUCGUCGGUGACGGGAUCACUACUUAUUCUGUUUUCGGGUUAUUUGAUGGACAUAACGGGUCUGCAGCAGCAAUAUACACUAAGGAGAAUCUGCUCAAGAACAUUAUAGCCGCCAUGCCUCCGGAUCUCAACAGAGAUGAAUGGGUAGCAGCAUUGCCAAGAGCUUUAGUUGCAGGGUUCGUCAAAACUGAUAAAGAUUUUCAAGAGAGAGCUCGAACAUCAGGAACAACUGUCACCUUUGCAAUAAUAGAAGGAUUGUUCAUAACUGUGGCAUCUGUUGGUGAUUCCCGUUGCAUUCUUGAAUCUGCUGAAGGUGAUAUCUAUUACUUGUCAGCAGAUCAUAGACUCGAGUGCAAUGAAGAGGAGAGGGAGCGCAUUACUGCAAGUGGGGGUGAGGUGGGACGGCUAAAUACUGGUGGUGGUGCAGAGAUUGGCCCUUUGAGAUGUUGGCCUGGUGGCUUAUGUCUUUCACGAUCCAUCGGGGAUGUGGAUGUUGGCGAGUACAUUGUUCCUGUUCCUUAUGUGAAGCAAAUUAAGUUGUCUACUGCGGGUGGUAGGCUUGUUAUCUCAAGUGAUGGUGUCUGGGAUGCUUUAUCUGCAGAAGUGGCUCUUGAUUGUUGCCGUGGGAUGGCAGCAGAAACUGCAGCUGCACAAAUUGUUAAGGAAGCAGUGCAGGUGAAAGGACUUCGAGAUGAUACAACCUGCAUUGUGAUUGAUAUAGUACCACCAGAGAAACCAGCUGCGUCUUUGCCACAACCAAAAAAGCUUGGAAGAGGAGUGUUUAAGUCCAUGUUUCGCAGAAAGUCCUCUGAAUCUUCUUCUCAAAUCGAUAAAGAAUAUCUAGAACCAGAUGUGGUUGAGGAACUAUACGAGGAAGGAUCAGCUAUGCUUUCUGAGAGGUUAGAUACGAAAUACCCGCUUUGCAACAUGUUUAAGCUGUUCAUGUGUGCAGUCUGUCAAGUAGAGAUAAAACCUGAUGAGGGUAUUUCAGUACAUGCUGGUUCAUCUGAUUUUGGAAAAUUGCGUCCCUGGGAUGGCCCUUUCCUUUGCUUAAGUUGCCAAGAGAAGAAAGAAGCAAUGGAAGGGAAAAGACAAUCAGGAGACAGGCAUAGCAGUGAUAGUGACUAGCCAUACAUCCUUGAUUGUAUUUGCCUUCGGCAAGCACUAACAAUUGUUUCAGAGAUCAAGACAAAAUUGAAAGAACUUCCUCACAAUAUUUUGCUCGCUCAAACUUCUCAUGGGUGUCUUGAGCAUUUUGACUUGUUUGUGUUAUACUUAACGGAUGCAUUUGGCUCUAUCCCAAUUGCUUCUGAGCUCGAAGUUCGAAGAUCAAAUUAGAGCUGUUUGCUUUUUACGAAUCUGUUUCUGACUUCAAAAUAACAGUUGUGCUCACAUACCAGCUUAAAGAUCUCCCGAAGGCUUUGAUAAACUUGUUGGUACCUGAUACAUGGCAUCCUUUUCAGGAUCAUUUGUUUUUCUGUCUGAAUCUGUUCCUUUGUGGUUCGUAGAGCUAACAUCAAAUGACAGUGUUCUUAUGUAAUAUUGUUGUUGUUGUUAUAUAGAAAAUUUGACGAAGUACUUGAGACA
Messenger RNA from Populus nigra (black poplar), 2069 nucleotides. Its product is annotated as probable protein phosphatase 2C 12. Gene Ontology annotation, biological process: protein dephosphorylation. The transcript has 10 exons. Gene Ontology annotation, molecular function: protein serine/threonine phosphatase activity. NCBI's taxonomy places the organism in Eukaryota, Viridiplantae, Streptophyta, Magnoliopsida, Malpighiales, Salicaceae. The record is from RefSeq and is a predicted model, not a curated record. Bases 321 to 1610 code for a protein of 429 amino acids.